Molecule: messenger RNA, 1870 nt
Organism: Vicia villosa (hairy vetch)
Lineage: Eukaryota; Viridiplantae; Streptophyta; Magnoliopsida; Fabales; Fabaceae
Product: anthocyanidin 3-O-glucosyltransferase 7-like
Exons: 1
Coding region: 102-1472 (456 amino acids)
Molecular function (GO): UDP-glycosyltransferase activity
Source: RefSeq, a predicted model, not a curated record
ACCAUAUAUAUGUCCUAGCAGAGGUUGAGGCAAUUACUACACCAACAAAAACAAGCCUAUUUUAGAUUCAAUUCUCCACUCUCAGUUUCCUAACCAACAUCAUGACAAUCUCAUCAUCUGAGAAGAACAAACAUGUUGCAGUUUAUGUUUUUCCCUUUGGUAGCCAUCCUGUUCCACUCCUAAACCUUGUCCUCAAACUAGCACAUGCUUCACCAAACACAUUUUUCUCAUUCAUUGGCACACAACAAUCUAACAAACCACUUUUUACAAAACCAAACAUCCCUAAUAACAUCAAAUUUUAUACUAUUCAUGAUGGUGUUCCAGAGGGUCAUGUACUUGGUUCCCACCCAGUUGAAAAAGUGAACCUUUUUCUUCAAACUGGUCAUCAGAAUCUCCAAAAUGGACUAGAUUUAGCAGUUGCUGAUACAGAAGUGAAUGUUACAUGCAUCAUUGCUGAUGCUUUUGUUGUUCCUUCUCUUUUUGUAGCUCAGAAACUCAAUGUUCCGUGGAUUCCCGUUUGGCCUCCUUUAUCAUGCUCUCUAUCUGCGCAUUUCUACACUCAUUUUAUACGUCGAAAAUGUGCUGAAAACAAUGCGAAAGAUAGAUCUUUGGAUUUUCUUCCAGGUUUAUCUAAGAUGAGAGUUGAAGAUUUGCCUGAUGAUAUAAUCAACGGUGGUGAAGACGAGACACUAUUCUCGAAAACACUUGCUUCAUAUGGUGAGGUGUUGCCGAAAGCUAAAGCAGUGGUUAUGAAUUUCUUUGAGGAGUUGGAUCCACCUUUGUUUGUUGAGGAUAUGAGAUCAAAGUUGCAGAAUAUGCUUUAUGUUGGUUUUCUCACUCUUUCAAUUCCUCUACCGCCUUUGCCACCUUCUGAGAAUGAUGAAACUGGUUGUUUAUCAUGGUUGGACAAACAGAAGGGUAAAUCAGUAGUUUAUGUUAGCUUUGGAACUACAGUGACACCACCUCCACAUGAGCUUGUUGCAUUGGCAGAAGCAUUGGAAGAAAGUGGAUUUCCAUUUCUUUGGUCACUUAAGGAUCAUUUGAAGGGAGUUUUGCCACAAGGAUUUCUUGAGAGGACUAGAGAUAUUGGGAAGAUUGUUCCUUGGGUGCCUCAAACUGAAGUUUUGGGACAUGAUUCUGUGGGAGUGUUUGUGACACACUGCGGAUGUAAUUCAGUUUUUGAAAGUAUUUCAAAUGGGGUGCCUAUGAUAUGUAGGCCAUAUUUCGGAGAUCAUGGAAUGACAGGAAGAAUGGUGGAGGAUAUAUGGGAGAUUGGUGUGAAGAUUGAAGGUGGAGUGUUUACUAAAAACGGAUUGUUGAAGAGUUUGAAGCUGAUUCUUGUGAAGGAAGAGGGAAAGAAAAUGAGAAAGAAGGCUCAAAAGGUGAAACAGACAGUGCUAGAUGCAGCUGGACCAAAUGGUAAAGCAGUGCAGGAUUUCAACACUUUGGUGGAAAUAGUUUCCAGUUCAUAAUUUAUGAGUCACCGCUUAUAUGUCCGGAGACAGUGUUAAUAAUCAUCAGAAACUUACAUAUAUAUAAUUGUGAGAUUUUAGAUCGAACUCAGAAUAAGAUGUGUCCCUUGCGAGAUUGUAACCAGUUGCAUGUUUGUUCCUUCUAAUGCUUAUUUAGCUAAGAGAAUUAUGAAGCUGUUCAUUUCAGCCUAUCUUAGUGAGUUUCUGUUAUUGGUUCUUUUUAAUUUGCUUUUAUAAGUUAGUUAGGAUUGUCGGUUGGUCGGUUAGAAAAGUUUGUUAUAUGAGUUAGUGUUAAGCUAACCAUUUAAGUCAAUGAUUUUCCCUUGUGUAUUAUUGUAACCACUCAAAACAUGAUGUCACUCCAUUUCAAGUUAAAAGUUAUUGGAAAUUUCAGUGUU